UUGGGUGUUUCAUAACAACGCCGUGCACUUCAGUAUAAAAUGAGCUCUGAUCUACCUCGUAAACAGAAUGUUUGCCGGGUUCAAUGGAUUGAAACGUGAUCAAAGCGAUUUUCUGAAAGGGAAUCUUGCUGACCUUCAAAAUGAAGGGUCUUUUCCUCGUGGAGCCGGUGGUUGCCCUGUACGCUUUCUCCAGUUUUCUCAUCUAUCCUCUUGUUCAGCAGUAUGUGUACCGGAGGUUCUGGCAGCAGGUGACAAACACCACCUAUCCCAUCUCUGACAACACCUCCAGAUGUGCAGCAAACAGCAGCAGCAACUAUUCAAGCUACCAUGAGGAGGUACAGAGGCAGGCAUCUAUUUUCUUCCUUUACACAGACCUCUUCUCCACAAUCCCCUCUUUGGUUGUCACACUCUUGCUUGUGGCCUAUAGUGACAAGGGAGGACGAAAGAUCACAAUCAUAAUGCCUUUGAUUGGCAUGCUGAUCUACACCUCGGCCUUCCUGACAGUGUCCUUCUUUGAGCUCAACAUUUACUUGCUCAUUGGCUCCUCAAUUCUCACUUCUCUGUUUGGCGGCUUGGGUACAUUUCUGGGGGGCUGUUUUGCCUAUAUAGCAGACUUGUGUGAGGAUGGUCGUGAGAAGACACUGCGCAUGGCUGGACUGGACAUGAUGAUUGGCCUGUUGUCUGGGGUUGCCUCAAUAUCAACCGGCUACUUUCUGAGAGCUGCAGGCUUUAACUGGCCUUUCCUAACAUCUGCGUUAUGCCAGUGUUUGAUCCUAAUCUAUGCCAUUUUCAUCCUAGAAGAGACCGUAAAGAAGGUUCCCACUAAUGCCAUUAUUCUAGAUGGGUCUCCUCAGCGCUCAGCCUUGAAACAAAUGAUCCACAGGGUCUACCAGAUGUUUGUAGGGGCCAGCCGCAAAUACACAACUGUCUUGAUCCUUUUGAUGCUCAUCUUCACCUGCUUCUCCUUUGCAUAUGUGGGUGGGAUCACCUUGAUCACACUAUAUGAGCUUAAUGAGCCACUGUGCUGGACUGAGAUUUUGAUUGGUUACGGCUCAGCACUGUCCACCACUGUGUUCCUGGUCAGUUUUGUGGGAGUUUCAGCAUUCACGUACUGUGGUGUGCCACAGUUGGUCAUUGUCCUGAUGGGGAUCCUGUCCGUCGUAUCAGGCAUGGUCCUGCUGGCGUUUGCUAAGACCACUUUACUGAUGUUCAUAGUGAGGGUGCCAAUGCUUCUCUCCAUCAUGCCAUUCCCUGUUCUACGCUCCAUGAUGUCAAAGAUCAUCUCAAAGUCUGAGCAGGGAGCCCUGUUUGCCUGUCUUUCCUUUCUGGAGAGUUUAAAUAACAAUGUAUCAAGCGCAGUCUUCAGCAGUGUUUAUGCUGCUACGGUGGCAUGGUACCCUGGGUUCAUCUUCCUGUUGUCUGCAGGACUCUGUGUCAUCCCUUUGUUUCUCCUAGGGGUGGUGGGUCUGAUAGGAGUGGAUGUUGCCGAAGAGGCAAAACGGGCAGAGCCUGACGUCUCAGGGGAGGAGGAUUCUUUUGAAGAUCAGAACGACACCAGUCCUCUUAGCAGAGCCACAUAGACUGCAGAAAUCUCACCAGCACUUAAUAAAUACAAUAUAUAGCCAUUUAUUCUGAUACCUUUCCAAAAGUACCUCAGUGACUCUUAUGUUAAUAAUGCAGGUUACACAUUCAUCUCUCUUGAAUUAAAUAAAUGUCAAUGUGGUAGCAUAAAUAGGAUAUAAAGCAUUUCAGUGAAGACAUGUUAAGUGACAUACAUGCAUCAAAUAUAACAGGUCUUUAAUUGGGAAUCGUGUGUUAGCAUUUUCAGACAUUAUUUAUACCUCAAAAUGGCCUGACAUUACUGCUACACAUUGAAAAAGAACUUCACUUUUCAUAUAGUUUUACAGUGUGAUAUGAUUUGCAAUGUGACUUGUCUCUUUGUCUCUCCCUUUUAGUGCAAUAUUAGUUAAUGUCUUUACAGCUCCACUGGCAACCGUUUCUAAGAGGAAAUUUAAUUCAACACACCAACUAUGCAAUGUCACACAAAUCUUGUUUACUAUUUACCAUUUUAUCUUUCAAACAAGUCUACAAUUAGUUAAUAAAAUGCUAAUGAUAAAAUCUGAAACCCAAAAUAAAUUAGCAAAUAUUGUAGCAUACUGUACAUGUGAAUGUCUAAAAAAGGUCAAACCGUGAAGCAUGUAUCCCCCAGAGCGAGGUUGGGAAUUUUAAAAGGAACCAGUCAGUGCUUUUAUGCUGUUUUUAUGACGCUUUUAUUAAAGUUGUCCUCUAACAUUAAUGUUAGGCGAUUGGUAUGAUAAGGAAGGAAAAGAGCCUUAUGAUGGCAAAAGCUUUUCAAGUUCAAAUGACAAAAAGAUAACCAUUAAAUGUUUAAAGUUAAUUAAAGGUUUUUGAUGGAAAAAUGGUGGGUGGUUUAUAAAGUGUGACCAGAAUAUGUUAUUUUUAUGUGUCUACCCUUUACUCUGCUACAACUAUUAAAUUAAAACAGGCAAUGACAUAGUUUUAUUAAUUUAUUUGUAGUAACCACUAUUUUGUUUUGUGAAUCAAUUCCAAAUGUAUCAUACAAAUAUAAUUGGACACACUUACACAAAUAUAGUGUGGUUUUUUUGUUUUUUCUUUCUUUUGAAGUUUAUCUCGAAAGUGCAAAUAUUCAAACAAUUAAAAUGUUUUUCACGUGUGGUAUCUAUUAUCAAUUUCCUUAAUGUGUAUGUUUAUGUCUUUGUCUCUCGGCUUAGCUGUAGACCUCUGCAUUGCGUCCACAUCUCUGAGUUGUUAAAUGACUCAAACCGACUUGAAAGAAGUGAAACAAAAUGAUAAAUCUGAUAAUCAGGCUGCCCCUUCCCCACUCUGUGCUUAGAGUUCAGUUGCAAGGUUAGUUUUUCUGUAGUCACAGAUUCACCAGUCAGCGGUGACAAAAUAAAAUACAUUCAUUUUUAGGUUGUCUUUAAAGUUGUGGGUGUUUAUGGCAUGAGUUAUUUAAAUAUGUAUGCUGUUUCCCAUGCAGCUUAAGAACAGAACAUUGUAAGUGAUGUUGUAUUUUAUAUAUUAGCCACUAGGUGUCACUCUUGGUCUAGGCUUACAGGCACACUGACAUGCUACCCCCAAAUGUCAUCAGCCAGUAACAGACAUGUAAAGCCCAACAUAAAAUACCCAGCUAUUGUAGACAUGGUAAUAAAGAAAAUAUGUUAUGUUAGGAUAUGUUUUUAAUCCUGUAAGCCGUCUUAAAUAGAUGAAAUUGUUAAAGAUAUUAAUGUAGCUGUAAAUCUCUUAUAUGUAUUCACUCAUUUUCAUUAAAAAUGCUUAAGUGUACCCUG
This is a messenger RNA of Micropterus salmoides (largemouth bass), 3332 nucleotides long. RefSeq names its product solute carrier family 46 member 3 (gene slc46a3). The record is from RefSeq and is a predicted model, not a curated record. Gene Ontology annotation, cellular component: lysosomal membrane. Gene Ontology annotation, biological process: vacuolar transmembrane transport. Gene Ontology annotation, molecular function: transmembrane transporter activity. Lineage: Eukaryota; Metazoa; Chordata; Actinopteri; Centrarchiformes; Centrarchidae.